AUGAGGUCCCUGUUGAAGCUGGUUGUGAUUCUGUUUUGCGUCCAGAGAGGAGAGAGCCACUUGCUGAGAUCACUGAUUGGUCAAAAACAAGAGACAGCAUCUCCACACGCAUCACCAAAUGAUAACAAGAAAAACAGAGAUCCAGCUGCAGAAGAUGGCCCAGCAGAAGUUUCUGCAUUCGGGCCAUCAUUCGAUCCAAUCAUUCCAAUCCCAGUCCGGUCCCGUCGCUCCCCUCUAGACUCCCAGUGUGGCCUGCGCUCCAUCCUGCUGCAGGUUCGGGACCUCGGGCUGGGCUACGACUCAGACGAGACCGUCCUCUUCAAGUACUGCAGUGGGACGUGUCCCCACGUUCGCUCCAACCACGACCUCACCCUUACCAACCUGCUGCUAAGUGGGGUCCUCCCUCAACCAGCACCUGGGGAGCUGUGGCACAACACGCCCUGCUGCAGGCCCACCCACCACGAGGACAUGGCCUUCCUCGAUAACUCGCACCGCUGGCACAAGGUGGAGAAGCUGUCGGCCGCGGGCUGCAGCUGCGUGGGCUAG
Messenger RNA from Chelmon rostratus (copperband butterflyfish), 546 nucleotides. Its product is annotated as persephin. The record is from RefSeq and is a predicted model, not a curated record. Gene Ontology annotation, molecular function: growth factor activity; receptor tyrosine kinase binding; glial cell-derived neurotrophic factor receptor binding. The transcript is spliced from 2 exons. Lineage: Eukaryota; Metazoa; Chordata; Actinopteri; Chaetodontiformes; Chaetodontidae. The coding region runs from base 1 to 546 and encodes 181 amino acids.